AAGUUGGCUAACUGCUUGCUUAUAAAAAAUACAAAUAAAAAAAUUUAGUUUUAUUUCAAGAAAUUAAUAAAAUUAUUAAUGGUGAUUAAUGACUCACGCUUUAUUAUAAUACGCUGUUUAAUUUUUCACACGUACGUAUAAUUUUUUCACGAGCUCGGAAUUAGAAAAUCUCCAGGUAUUGUAGUAAACAUAAACAUAAACGCGGCACCCGUGCGGCUACAUGUAACAAAAUAUUCAUCAUGCGGCUGAUGACUGCGAUGAUAGCCAUUAAAUUGCAUUUUUACAGCAGUGCUCGAGAAAAUCGAAAUUCCACAUAAUGCUGCAUUGGCGCGGAAGGGGAGAGAGAGCGUAACGGACGCGAGACUCCGCCCCGCGCCGCGUCACGGCGCUAUCUUGUCAGCGGCGCGCAGCGCGCCGGCCCCGGUCUGGGCUCUGCCGCGCUACCAACAGCACGGAGCCACAGCUUGACGCAUUGCAGGUGCGUGCCGGCCAAUCAGGAGCGAGCUUAGUUCCGACGUUAGACGAACCGACAAGGAAGUCUUGUAAACAAGACCGCACCCUGCACCUAUAAAGCUCAUUCACUCGCGCCUCCGGAACUUAAUCCGCGUUCUGAACUCGAAUUCGUCGCAACUGCUGCGCUGGCGGUUGUCGUACGUGGAAUUUGCUUAGUGUAUUCGGAGUAAAUAAAUAUUUGUACCGAGGACGUAUUUUCUGUAGCGUGUGAAUACACAAGCGUGUGGACACUAGUGCGGCGGAGGCAUACCAGGCCCUGAGUGUUACUCAGCUUCGUCCGCCAGUUGCAGGCUGUGUUCGUGCGGAUAAACUGUCGUUGUGGCGGUGGUAGUGGCGCCGGGGACUUUUAGAAGGUAGUGCAAUCCGGAACGUAUCGACGAUGGCGGACCAGCUGACGGAAGAACAAAUCGCAGAGUUCAAAGAGGCGUUCUCCUUGUUCGACAAGGAUGGCGACGGCACAAUCACAACCAAAGAGCUGGGCACUGUCAUGAGGUCGCUAGGCCAGAACCCCACAGAGGCCGAGCUGCAGGAUAUGAUAAACGAGGUCGAUGCGGAUGGUAACGGCACAAUAGACUUCCCCGAGUUCCUGACGAUGAUGGCGAGAAAGAUGAAAGACACGGACAGCGAAGAGGAGAUCAGGGAGGCAUUCCGAGUGUUCGACAAGGACGGCAACGGCUUCAUCAGCGCGGCGGAGCUGAGGCACGUGAUGACGAACCUGGGGGAGAAGCUGACGGACGAGGAGGUGGACGAGAUGAUCCGCGAGGCGGAUAUCGACGGCGACGGCCAGGUCAACUACGAAGAGUUCGUUACCAUGAUGACAUCAAAGUGAAGAUGAUGAGCAGGCGACCUGUUCUGGCGUGAAGAGAACAAUAUUACCAAGAAAAACUAAACGAACCUGCAUUUCUGCUUUCCAUUCUGAAAAAAAAAAAAAAUACAAAAACUACUUGAAUUGGAGAUUGGAGUAGCAAAAAAUCUUGGGAAGGAGCAUUUUUAAGUUUGAUGUAUUUAAAAAUACGUGGUUGUAAGGCAAUGGAUUCAAGAAGUAUUUUUAUGUAACUUUUUUCUUAAGUUCAAAAACCCUUGGUAGUUUUUCGAUGUGGUUUUAUUGGUAAUUCUGUAAGGACCAGUCACUUCCACGCGAAAUCAUUAGGAGUGGAGAAAAAAAAUUGUGACUCUUUAAGUAGUUGUUUUCAACAAACCAGAACACUUCCGUGUGUGCCCCUACGAUUGCAGAUUGAUUUUCUUCCGGUCGUCCGUCGCCUCGUUCCAGCGAAGCAACGUGCAAGAAGGGCAUAAAUCCCACAACCUGUCAUGUCUGUUUUCUGUUUUGAAGUGUUUUCUGUGAAAAAUUAAAGUAGAGAGUCUAAAUGUUGUUUCCAGUCGACUUACAGAAUAAUGCAAGCACCUUGUUCAUAGCUGUAACAUUCACGUAUCAGAAGUUUUCUCGUUUGUGAUUGGGCAGGAUGGGGCCGCCCCAUUCUGCAACAUUCCUUCUUAAACAGCCUGUACAAAACAAUAUGUUGUGUAUGAUAAAUUAAUAUUAUGGUAAGUCAAAUUACAAUUGAUGAUGUGUUGAAACUUUCACUUGAUGUAACGUGUUUUUUUUGAGCUGUCUGCUGGACUGUGGAUGCAGUGCUAGCGUCGGACUGACGGCUGUGCAAGUGUCGACGGUACUGUACUUCCUCCACAGCGAUUGUAAUUAUUGUAUUGUAUUUGGUGACCUUAGAAUUGCAUUGAAUAUAAAAGACAAAUAAAUGUGUUUCUUCAUUU
Bacillus rossius redtenbacheri is the source of this 2283-nucleotide messenger RNA. RefSeq names its product calmodulin. The coding region runs from base 893 to 1342 and encodes 149 amino acids. Lineage: Eukaryota; Metazoa; Arthropoda; Insecta; Phasmatodea; Bacillidae. The record is from RefSeq and is a predicted model, not a curated record. Gene Ontology annotation, molecular function: enzyme regulator activity; calcium ion binding. The transcript has 4 exons.